AAUAUGAAGUUUCAUUUUUAAAUCAGAUUUGGCAAGAAAAAAGAGGAUAAAGGUGUAAAAAGUGAUCAGAAGGGGAACUCCAAACAAGUCACACUGAAAGAAGUUGACCUAGAAAAGAGGAAGGAGGAACGGGAAAGGAUUGGUGCAAAACAUCAAGAACUCCGUCAGAAGCAGAUCAGGGGACUUGCUGAAUAUUCCACAGUUCCUAUGGGAGCCCCGCCUGAUCUUGAUGAUGAUGACACAGACCCAAAUUAUGCACGAGUGAAUCACUUCCAAGAAGUAUAUCCAGUUAUCAAUUCCUACCAUCUUUCUUGUCCAUCUGUUUCUGAAGCUUAUGGUGGGUGCAAUAAUCCUACAGCACCUCUGGACAGGGACCACUUAGAAGGAUUAUAUGCAAGGAUAAACAAGCCAUCCCAUCAGCAUGCUCCUGUUGAGAGUGAUCGUCCAUCUAUUGGAACUGCUGAUCGCAUCCAGAAGUUACGGAAAGAGUAUCAUCAGGCAAGGAGAGAAGGUGUACCUUUAUAUGAUGAAGAGGAAGGUAGAUCAGAUUAUGAUCAGCAUUGGGUGUCUGGAAAGGGUCCAGAUGAGACUCCACAUCACCUCCAGUUUGAAGGCAUAGAAAGACAGUAUCCCUCUUUACCCAGGCAUGGAUCUGUAGAACCAAUGGAAUAUUUAACAGGGCUACGGAUAGCAAACAAAGAAAGAGAUCUUCCCUACCCUCCUGCAAGCCAAUCUGCAGUUCAUCCCUCCAAAGGGAGCUACCUUCAUCCACCAGAUGGCCCAAGAGCAACAGAGUUACGGUAUUCACAGUAUUUUCCACCACAGCCAGUAAUUCAUCACAAAAGACCUCUCCGUCAAGAUGUACCACCAUCGCCACCACAAGGCCACAGAGCUCCACCUUAUAAUGAGGUGGCCAGAAUAGAACACCGACAAAGCACUCCUGAUCAGUACCAAUGUAGGUCUCAAGAUCCAAGGCAGAAGGACUCUGUGACUGCAGCUGUAUAAUUGAAAGCUGGACUGUUGUUGAUAUUUUUUUGUUGACUUCAUCUUACAGUUAGUCCCUCAGAAGUCAUUUCUGCACUAUCAACCUAUUGCAUAUACUAGAGUCACCCACCCAUUAUUUUGCCAACAAACCAGUAAUAAAGACAAGCUUUAUAUUUCUUCAGCACUGGCUGGGUGAUGCUAUGAAGAUGCUAUAAGUCAUUAACUCUGGCCAUGUGAUCAGAACAUGUACUGUAUUGCUCAUAUAAAUGGUACAUGUCCUUUAAGUAUUGAAGAGUAAGAGAGUUUUUUAAAGUGCUUAAACAGGAUGGUAGUACUCAGCAGUAUUUCUAUGCACAUCACAAAGUGUCACUCAGGGCUAUUUGCACACAGGCACAAAAAAGAAAGUCAAAUUGUCUUGGAGAGAGGGGGAGAGAAAAUGAUUAUAGAAACGGCACAUAAGGGUACAAUCAGGAUGCAGGUUCUUUACUAAGACUUCCUCUGAACUGAAAAUUUGGAAAUAUUCUGCAGUAUCAUUGAAAUGUAUUCCUUUCAAAGUAUGACCUGGAACUUGUUAUUGUCCUCAUCUCUGAAUCCUUUAUUAAUAUUCUUUUCAGCUGCUUACAAGGAUGCUUCAGUUCUGAAGCCAUUUUUCUCCUCUUCUUUUCUCUGUUUUCUAAUAACAAGAGCAGAUGGACAAAUUUAAAAGAUGCCCAAGAGCACCAUACAGUGUUGCAUUGUAAGGUUUCUGGAAGGAAAUACAAAAGGGCUCAGUAUGUAAUUUCCUACCUCUGAUUUCACAACUAUUACAAGAUUGAGUUCAUUUCUAUGCCAGUAUAUUGAUGUGUGUGGAUGACUAGGUGUCUUUAUGUCUUAAGAGAGCUGAUUCUCCAUUGAUACCAAUGGAGCUUGUACUUAAUAAUUAUAUAGUAGGAUGCAGUUAUCAGUUUAUGCUCUGGUGAUAUUUUACUACUAUUUGUUUCCCUAGUCACAACUCUAAAUCAAAAAGAUUGCAAGAUGUCUGUGGAAUAUUGUGUUUUUAGGAACUCAUUUUUGCUAGACCACCAUCCUUCCUCAUGGCCCUAUCAGAAAACAAAUUAUUUUCAAUCACUUGGGUAACUGUUAGACUGCUAUUUGUUAGUUAUUUGUUUAAGUCAACUGUGCAAAGCAGCCCUUGUCUACUCCUAGAGGGCUUAGCAGAGGAAAGGUUUGUUAAAUGCCAAGGAUUACAGUAUUUAGAUCUUUGGGGGCGUUGGAGAAUUCUAGAUUUAAAAAGGAGAAAAAAGAAAUAAUAAUAGUAUAAUUAUCAAGUGAGAGAUCUGAGCAUAACGCAGGUUCCACUGAGGUAGAAUCAUGGUAGGAAUAUCCAGAAUGGAAGAAAAGGGUGAGGUGUCAAAAAAUCAAAAUGGCAGCUGCAACUGAACAGUCAAAGCUACCAUUUUGAUAGUUUUUACCUCUUGUCUCCAUGGAUGCCCUGAAUCAUAGUGUACUGUAGUUGUGAUGAAUGUGUCUAUAAGAAAAGAAGGGAAAUGACAAACUUUGCACACUU
Molecule: messenger RNA, 2530 nt
Organism: Pseudonaja textilis
Lineage: Eukaryota; Metazoa; Chordata; Lepidosauria; Squamata; Elapidae
Source: RefSeq, a predicted model, not a curated record